AUGAGCGCGAAUACCACAAAAAGAAAGCGUGCAACAGCAGCGCAAGUACCAGUGUUAACACCACAAACGAGUGUACUAUAUAGUCUUCUUGAUUGUUAUGAUUUUUUGGCAUCAAAUGAAUAUUCCGAAAAAACAAUUGGUAUACAAGCAUUUGUAACAAGGAAAUCCAUAUGUGAUAUAAAUUUUUCUGAUAUUAUUGAUGAUAGUGAAAAACGUAAUCGACAGGGACAAGCUACUAAUUUUUCUGGACUAUUGGAAGAUAAACGUAGUAAUUUACCGUUGAUUGAUGCAUCUGUUGAAAAAUGUUUAAUGCUUACUCGUUUAAUAUCUUAUAUUAAAGAGAACGAAUCACGUUUUACAUCAAUUAUAUCUGACAUAAGACUUGAAAUGCAAUAUAAAAUGGCAGAUAAUCAAAAUGCUCAAAAUCCUUGUGAUUUUCGAAAACGUGAACGAGAAUUCAAUGAUCGAAAAUAUGCACAAGAAAUACGACGUCUUUUUUAUCAUAGUCAUGAUGAAGUUAAGCAACCUCAAAAUUUGAUAUAUGUAACCACUGAACAAUUAACACAUAUUGUUACUCAAAUGUCUCGUGAUUCAAAAUCUCGUCAAGCGUAUAUCAAUGAAUUAGAGGCAACGUUUCGAACUUCAUUUUUAAUUGUUGCUCAACCUCAUUCUGGUGUAAAUCCGGUGACAAUAUAUGAACGAAAAGGUCCUGGUGAAUAUACAGCUAAAAUUUCUGUUACUAUCAUUUCAUUGUUACAUGAUUUUAUCCAAACACAUCCAAAUUUAAUAGAACUUUUCGAUAUCGAACCAAGUUUAUCACCAUCAUCACCUUAUUAUAAACUUGAAGAACCUCGAUCACUUUCUUGGAAAACAUGUCAAUUACAAACAGCUCCAGGUGGUAAAUCACGAACAUUUCUUUAUGCUGAAUUAUCUGCUAUUACUAUUGAACAAUCAUCAAAAACUGAUACACGUGUUCGAUUUGCUCAAUUAUUACAUUCAUUUAAAUUUGCAAUUAAACUUCAACUUAAUUUAGCCGAUAAUAAAAUGUCACCAAUAUAUCAUAUUCUUUUGGAAUCAUUACAGUUUGGUAUUGGAGCUCAUAAUAAUCAAAUUCCACAAUUAUUAACACGUGUUAUACUUGAUGAUAUUCAAAGAUUUUCAAAAAUUCGGCCAGCUGAUGUUAGAACUGUUCUAAAUUAUAUGCAACGUUAUUUUAUUCAUCGAACAGGUGUUCGACCUAAUGGAUGUGUUAGUAUUAAUCUUGAACAAGAAUUAAUUAAAGCGACAAAUCAAAGAAGUGAUUCUCAAUCAAUAGAAGAUAUUUAUUUGGAUUUUCUUGUCAAUUUUGUACAUCAAGUAGAAUUUAUGGCUAAGCAUCCACUUCUAGCUAUGUUUCAUGCCGAUGGUCUUUUUCUUGGCAUAUGUAACAGUGAACGAGCAGCUGAAGCUAUUGUACAAUCGUCUAUGUCUGGUUCACCAAUAAUUUCACUUCGUUUUAAUUCGAUUCGAAUUGAUUAUACUACUAUUUCAGCAUCUUCAACAGGUAACAGAUCAAUCAAAUUUCCUGCAUGUGCUAUUCGUGUUGAUAUUUAUAAUGAUCGUACAAAAAAAUUACAAAAUCGUACAUUUGAUUCUGCUACAUUAGUAACUGAUAUUAGCAAAUUUGUAUCAUCAGCUCAUACAGAAAAUGCUAAUCGUAUACAUGUUCUAUCAGAUUUUGAUGAUAGAACAAAUGAGAAAGCCUAUUUAUCAUUUGGUGAAUUUUCAAAAUAUCAUCAUAAACGAUUACAAGAAAUAUUGAAAAAUGAUGAAAAAUAUAAACCAGUUACAGAUCUUAUCGACAAUGCUAAUGAUGGAAAUACUGAUGAAGAUGGCUCUGAUAAUAAUAGUCAAAUUUCAAAUGAUUUUUUUCCAUUCAGUCCAAAUUCAUUAGCAUCAUUACUUCCAAUGACAUCAAAUGCAUUCGAUAAUGAACAGAGUUCUGAUGAAAUCAGUGUUCAUGAUUAUACAUCUAUAGCGUAUGAAAGUCAAAAUAACAGCAUUGCAUCACCACAGAAUAUUUUAUCUCCAUCUGGUCCAUCACAACAGCAAUCACAACAAACUACAUACGUAAAUAAUCAAGAUGCUAUAUUAAAAUAUAUUCUUUCUCAACCGAAUGUUGCCGAAGAAGUUAUCCGUCGAUAUGGUGUUUACAAUGCAGCAUCGCCAGUAGGACCAUCACAACAAUUGUUACAACAACCACAUCCACAAUAUCAAACACAACCGUUAUCAUAUCAGCCGCCCAGUCCAAUCAUUGUUUCGCAACAACGAACAUCUCCACAAGUAUCCUUUCAACAACCACAACAUCAACCAUUAUAUUAUCAACAACAGCCACAGAUUUAUCAAAAACAAGAACCACAAAUGCAAUUUCAACAAGGAAAUCUACAACAACAACCACAAAUUUAUCAAAAACAAGAACCACAGAUGCAAUUUCAACAAGGAAAUCUACAACAAUAUCCACAAGCACAGUUUCAAGAUGUUCCACGGCGAACAUCACCUUCGGUAAUUCAUUACCUACCAAUUAAUAAUACAACUCCACCACCAUCAUCACUACCACAACCAGCGCAACAAUUACAGUUUUCCACAACAAAUAGUAACGAAAAUAUACCACAAGUAGUUUUGAAUCGAAUUCGUGAUUGGAAUUUAUCGAAUGGAAAUAUAAAUCAACCAACUGCAAACUCUAUUCAACAACAAACACCAUCGAAUGAGGUAGAAAAUUAA
Rotaria sp. Silwood2 is the source of this 2760-nucleotide messenger RNA. NCBI's taxonomy places the organism in Eukaryota, Metazoa, Rotifera, Eurotatoria, Philodinida, Philodinidae. The record is from the annotation of a GenBank genome assembly.